AUGGAGGAGUGGAAGGUGGAUUUGCUUCUUCAACAAUAUGGGCUAAGCUUCAAAGGCACCCUUCAUGACAAGAAGAGACCAGUAAUUAAGGCGCCCCCUCCCAUCCGGCCAUGCCCGGCCUCGCUGACUCUCUCCCUCUCACAGAACACACCACACACAACGGCUAUCAGCCUCAGGGUGUCUCACCUCUGUGCCUCACUCAGCGCCACCCUACGGUCGCCUCCUCGUCUCCGGGCCUCUCGCCGGCUCAUCUGCCUCGUCUGUGCGCCGCCAGCCUCUGCUCGCCUGCGCUUCCUCCGCGCCCCUCGCCUCCGUCCGUAUCGUCCCGGCCGUCUUGGCUCCGCCGUGGAUUGCCUUCUCUGCCUCCACCUUCUCUGCCGUGAGCCCGUGACUUUGGUUCUGCUUCUGCAGUGUAGAGGUUCAGUGAAUCUGACAACUAUGCACCCAACACAAGAAUAUGAAUGUGCAGAUAUGACCUAUGAGUAUGCAUACUGGAGAAAGAGAAAAGAAAAUUUGUGAGGAAAAACAUUAAAGUGGAAUAACAACAUCGUUG
Arachis ipaensis is the source of this 553-nucleotide messenger RNA. NCBI's taxonomy places the organism in Eukaryota, Viridiplantae, Streptophyta, Magnoliopsida, Fabales, Fabaceae. The record is from RefSeq and is a predicted model, not a curated record.